AUGGCCACACUGACUACAGGCGGCCAAGGACCAGCUACUCCUGGUGAGCCUCGAGGGAGCCUUGCCAUGAAAAAAAGCAAGCAUGAUGCUCCACAGAACGACUCAGCCAAAUUCCAACGGCAAUUCCAGUUCAUCGAGGGAUUGAAUAGUAAAGCUCAACGGAGAAAGACAAGAUCAUGGGUCACUACGCAACACUACCGGCGAAAGCGAUUUGAGGCAAGGAACGCUUGGUUGGCCACUGACCAGGAGAACGAGGGCGAAUUCUCGAAACCUCUCAUUGCGUUUCCCAGCACUUCCAAGCCCGAGAACGAAGGGAGAAGGCACGCCGCAGACAGAGACGCCAUCUCACCCGAUCAUGCUGUACAGCGGGAUGCAGGGAGAGGGCAGUCCUGCUUUCUACAACGGUUAGGAGGCGGGCGAGCAGAUCCUUUUAAUUCCUAUCCUGUCCCAGCAACCCGCGAUGUGCAUGAGCUUGUGGAUCACUACUACUUUGUGAUCCCCUCCCUUGUACACAGACAUUGGGCUAGGGCGGUUCGCAGGCCACGAGCCUGUUGGGACUUGUUCAACCUCUACCGCAACCACGAGAUCCCAUUUCUAGGCAUGCUCCACCACGCAGCGCAUCACUUAGCGGGAAUGAGAGGAAAUGUCAUGUCUCUGCAGACCUUCGAGUUCAAGCAACGUGCACUUGCGGCCGUGAAUCAGAGUCUUCAGAGGCGCCAGGGGCCUUGUGACGAUUGGACGCUUAUUGGUGUCGGCCUCCUUGCUAAUGCAGAGCGUAUCUGGGGGGAUCGCGAGAUCGCCAGAAUGCAUUGGGGAGCCUUAAAGCGACUCCUCCUAGAUCGUGGAGGAUUCCAAGCGCUGCAGAGCAAUCCGACACUGCACACGAAGCUGGUCUGGAGCUUCAUAGCAUUGUCAUGGCCGACAGCAGAUGGCAACCCAGCUUAUGUGGACGACUUCGUCGAAUCCUCGGCGGUUUUGCCUCAUUCUCCAAGCACAAACCCAGACUCGACUUUUAGAAACAGUUGCAUAGAGUUCACCCAGUUCAUCAACGCACGACGAAGCCAGAUCUUGAAGAACCUCCCUUCGACACCCGCACAGCAUCGGCAAUUGACGGCCCAUCGGUCUCGUGCAACGAUGUUCCAUGAAGGAUCAGAACUUGCGAAUGCUCUGAAGUCCAUUGAGACAGGCUAUGAAAGCCCAGACAAACGACGAGCGGUGGAUAACUGCCGUCUUGCUUGUCUGAUACAUCUCAACCUGGUCAUGGCGGAGCACGGAGACCUCUCCCAAGCCACCGAGGAAUAUCUUCAGGCUCUGCAACGAAUCUUAGAUGAAGCCGACGAUGACAGCAGUCUAAGUGCUGAGCAUCUGUUGUGGACGCUACUUACCCCUUUCCGUUCUCAAGGACACUAUGAGCGGAUAUGGAAGAUGUCCAGGCUGGUAGGUGUGGUGAAGAGGACGAGCGCGCAAACUUGGAUGGCGAUUGAGAACGCGCUUCGUGUAUUCCUACGUUUGCCGGGAUCGAUCUACGAUUUUGAGUCUGCCCUGUCGGUAUGGGACCGUGGAGAGUGCUUGGACCAGCUCAUUGCCGUGGGAAAUGUCGACGCUCGUGUUCUGGACUCCCAGAUGGAUGAGAACCUGCUUGGACAGCACGAUACCGCAUGCUCUGACGGUUGUCGAAUAUGUCCUCUCAAGCCGACAACAUUCUAA
Messenger RNA from Fonsecaea multimorphosa CBS 102226, 1707 nucleotides. RefSeq lists its product as uncharacterized. The coding region runs from base 1 to 1707 and encodes 568 amino acids. Lineage: Eukaryota; Fungi; Ascomycota; Eurotiomycetes; Chaetothyriales; Herpotrichiellaceae. The transcript has 4 exons. The record is from RefSeq and is a predicted model, not a curated record.